UGGGGUUCGAACUCCCCAGUAGUACUAAUCUCUCUAUCCCUCUCUUUCUCUCUUUCGCUAGGAUUACCUUAUCUGGGUUCAUUUCUUGCUAGCCGCUUUAGUGUCUGUGUUUGUUUAUUUUCGGAGAGAAGACGAGUCUAGCUAGGGGAUCAAGUUAUUUGUUUUUAGAUCGAAUGGCUGCUCCUUUUUCUACUUGGCCAUGGGAGAACUUGGGCAGCUUUAAGUAUCUACUGUACGGACCUCUGCUAGCGAAAGUGAUGUAUUCAAGGAUUUAUGAGCAGGAUACCCAAAAGGAUAGCUGCUGCCUCCAUAUUCUUAUCAUUUGUGUACUUAGAUGUCUCAUUCAUCAAUUCUGGAGCUCUUACAGCAACAUGCUCUUUCUCACCCGAAAUCGCCGAAUUCUCCAACAAGGGAUUGAUUUCAAGCAGAUUGACAGAGAAUGGGACUGGGAUAACUUUAUAAUACUUCAAGCUCUCAUCGCUUUUCUGGUCUGCUACAUCUACCCCUCGCUUGCUAAUCUUCCUCUGUGGGACAUAAGAGGAUUUUUUAUUGUUGUCAUGCUCCACAUGAUGGCCUCAGAGCCUCUGUACUAUUAUAUACAUAAAUAUUUUCACGGGAGCUAUCUGUUCGCCCAUUAUCAUUCACUCCACCAUGCAUCUGUGGUACCAGAGUCCUUCACUGUUGGGAGUGCGACACCUUUGGAACAUUUAAUAUUGGCUGGGAUAAUGAGUAUUCCAGUGCUGGGGUGUUGUUUCGCCGGAUAUGGAUCAACAAGCAUGAUCUACGGCUAUAUCUUGAUGUUUGAUUUCCUGAGAUGCCUAGGACACUGCAAUGUUGAAGUUGUACCCCAUCAAUUAUUUGAGUCCAUUCCCUUCCUUCGAUAUUUAAUUUAUACUCCAACGUACCACAGCCUGCACCACACAGAGAUGGACACUAAUUUCUGCCUGUUCAUGCCCCUCUACGAUGCCCUGGGGAAGACGCUGAACCAAAAAUCGUGGGAGCUACACAAAAGGAUAAGCUCAAAUUCAGGGAGGAGGGGGAGGGUGCCGGAGUUCGUGUUCCUGGCGCACGUGGUGGACAUAACCCAGGCAAUGCACGUGCCCUUCGUCUUCCGAUCAUUCGCCUCCACCCCCUUCAAGACCCGAAUCUUCUUGCUCCCCAUGUGGCCUCCCUCCUUUCUGGUCAUGCUCGUCAUGUGGGCUCUCUCCAAAACCUUCCUCAUCACUUUCUACAACCUCAGGGGUAGUCUCCACCAGACUUGGGCUGUCCCUCGUUACGGCUUUCAGUAUUUUUUACCAUUUGCAAGAAAGGGCAUCAACAAGCAGAUAGAGCAGGCCAUCCUCAGGGCUGACAGACUGGGCGUCAAGGUCCUUAGCCUUGCUGCAUUGAAUAAGAAUGAAGCCUUGAAUGGAGGUGGAACAUUGUUCAUAAGCAAGCACCCAAACCUCAAAGUUAGAGUAGUGCAUGGCAAUACCUUGACCGCCGCAGUUAUUCUCAAUGAGAUCCCUAAGGAUGUUACAGAUGUAUUUUUAACAGGAGCUACUUCUAAACUUGGAAGAGCCAUUGCCCUCUACCUUUGUCGUCGAAGAGUGCGAGUUCUGAUGUUGACUCUUUCAACGGAGAGGUUCCAAAUGAUCCAGAAAGAAGCACCCUUGGAUUGUCGAAGCUACCUAGUCCAUGUCACCAAGUACCAAGCUGCCCAAAACUGCAAGACGUGGAUAGUUGGAAAAUGGAUUACUUCAAGAGAGCAAAAGUGGGCUCCCCCCGGCACCCAUUUUCACCAAUUCGUGGUUCCCGCUAUACUGCCUUUCAGAAGCGACUGCACUUACGGUCUCGCCGCCAUGAAGCUUCCUGAUGAUGUCCAAGGCCUGGGAUCUUGUGAGUAUUCAAUGGAGAGAGGGGUCAUCCAUGCUUGCCAUGCAGGCGGCGUGGUUCAUGUCUUGGAGGGCUGGACUCACCACGAAGUAGGUGCUAUUGAUGUGGAUAAAAUCGACGUCGUAUGGAACGCUGCACUCAAACACGGCUUAAAGCCUGUUUCCAGUACUACAGUCGCCAAACAUAUAUAACACCAUGAUCAACUGGCGACCGCCAGUCAAAAUCUUCUCAGAUAUAUAUAUAUUUAUGUAUAUGUUUAAUCCGACCUACGAGCCCAUUAAUCUUUAUUUUUGUUUUUGUUUUUAGAUACAAGGACUAAAUGAUUCGGAUGCAAUUGACCAAAUUGGAUUUAAUUGCAGCUCAUUUAAACAGUUUGUCGUCCUAUUUGUACCAGUCCAUUCAAUAUAUAAUCUUUAAUGGUGAAGCAAACCCAUUAA
This is a messenger RNA of Malania oleifera, 2312 nucleotides long. Its product is annotated as very-long-chain aldehyde decarbonylase CER3. The coding region runs from base 174 to 2066 and encodes 630 amino acids. The record is from RefSeq and is a predicted model, not a curated record. NCBI's taxonomy places the organism in Eukaryota, Viridiplantae, Streptophyta, Magnoliopsida, Santalales, Ximeniaceae. Gene Ontology annotation, biological process: lipid biosynthetic process. Gene Ontology annotation, molecular function: iron ion binding; oxidoreductase activity. The transcript is spliced from 10 exons.